AUGGAAGCCAUUAAGGAAGCCUUUGCAAAAUGCAAGGCCCAAAGUCGCGCUGCCUUGAUCACUUAUGUGACAGCUGGCUACGACAUCAUCGAACUUGGAAUUCCAUUCACAGACCACAUGUUCGAAGACCCAACCAUCCAACAGGCCAAUGCCAAGGCCCUCGAGAACGGCGUUCAAAUUUCAUACAUCCUGCAGAUGGUCAAUUCAGCCCGUAAACAUGGUCUGACUGUCCCCGUGCUGCUGGUGGGGUACUGCAGCCCUGUGCGUGCAUAUGCCUACGGAGAGGAGAAGCUACUUCGAGACUGCAAGGCUGCUGGUGUGGACGGGCUUAUCAUCGUUGACCUUCCCUCCGAGGAGACGGUGCAGUUCCAUGAUUUGUGUAAAUCCAAAGGGCUAUCGUACAUUCCUCUCGUUGCCUCUUCCACCCCGAACGCACACCUGAAUAUGCUUUGCAACAUCGCUGACUCAUUUAUUUGCAUUGUAUCUAGUAUGGGGGUCAGCGGAACCCAUGAGAAGCCGUAUGGGUGUGUGGAAGACCUGCUCCAUUGUGUGAAUACUUCCACUGGGAACUCAGUCCCAGUAGCUGUCGGAUUUGGUAUCGACACCCGACAAAGUUUUGUUGAUAUUGCUCGUCUCGCUGAAGGAGUCGUCAUCGGCACCCCGAUCAUCUACAUACUGGGAAGGGCGUCUCCUGGAACUGGUGCUCAGAAGGUCAAGGAGUAUUGUCUUCGAGUUGCUGGAUGCACUGAAGAUCAAAUUAUCAUAACAGAAAGAAGACAGCAAGCUAACCAACCCUUGUCUUCCACUACUAUCUACCUUUCCUCUGAUGGAGCAGGCGAUACACCCGAAGACACCGACAAAGCCACCAAUAUAGGAGACACAAACACCAACCUGAGAACAUUCAGCGGCCAAUACGUCCCAGAGUCCCUACUGGAAGGCCUCACCGAGCUAGAAAACGGCUUCAAGGCAGCAAAUGCAGACCCAGCCUUCUGGACCGAGAUAAAAUCCUACGCAGCAUACGCCAAUCGACCCUCCUCCCUCCACCUAGCCCCGCGCCUAACAUCAUACGCAGGCGGAGCACGCAUCUGGCUGAAACGCGAAGAUCUAAAUCACACAGGUAGUCACAAGAUCAACAACGCCCUGGGCCAGAUAAUCCUCGCUCGACGACUCGGCAAGACCUCGAUAAUCGCCGAAACAGGCGCUGGCCAGCACGGCGUCGCAACAGCAAGUCUAUGCGCGCAAUUCAGCAUGAAAUGCACCGUGUUUAUGGGCUCCGAGGACUUCCAACGUGAGGCCUUGACUGUCCUGCGCAUGCGCAUCCUCGGCGCAGUGGUUAUCCCCGUUGACGCCGCGUGCAGCGGCGAGAAGGGCACCCUCCGCGACGCAGCCAACGAGGCCUUUCGGAUCUGGGCGACGGAGCUGAAGACGACACAUUUCGUUAUCGGCUCGGCGUUUGGCCCACAUCCGUAUCCGACUAUCGUGCGCACAUUCCAGGUUGUUAUCGGCACGGAGACUCGAAUCCAGUUCGGCGCGAUGAAUGGUGGUAAACUGCCUGAUGCGGUGGUUGCUUGUGUUGGCGGUGGCUCUAAUGCUGUUGGUAUGUUCUACCCCUUCCUUGGUGAUUCAUCUGUUGCUCUUGUUGGCGUCGAGGCGGGUGAUUAUGGGUCUAUGGCGGAUCAGCACUCUGCUUUGUUGAGCCGAGGGUCUGUCGGUAUGUUGCACGGCUUGCGGACUUAUUUGUCUUGGGAUAAGGAUGGGGAGAUUGGCAGAACGCAUUUUGUCUCUGCUGGACUUGAUUAUCCUGGUGUUGGACCUGAGUUGUCGAGUUGGAAGGAGUCUGGUAGGGCUACUUUUGUCGUGGCAAAUAAUGCGGAGGUUCUGAUGGCUUUUUCGUUGCUCAGUCAGCUUGAGGGAAUUAUGCCUGCACUUGAGAGUUCGCAUGCUGUUGCUGGGGCUGUGCGUGUUGCGAAGGAGUUGGGGCCUGGGCGGGAUGUUGUUGUUUGUCUUAGUGGACGGGGGGACAAGGAUGUGCAGACUGUUGCUCGCAUUACGUCUACUCUUAGAGUUGACGAUGAUGCGUAA
This is a messenger RNA of Penicillium samsonianum, 2082 nucleotides long. Its product is annotated as Aldolase-type TIM barrel. Bases 1 to 2082 code for a protein of 693 amino acids. Gene Ontology annotation, cellular component: cytoplasm. Gene Ontology annotation, biological process: L-tryptophan biosynthetic process. The transcript is spliced from 3 exons. Lineage: Eukaryota; Fungi; Ascomycota; Eurotiomycetes; Eurotiales; Aspergillaceae. Gene Ontology annotation, molecular function: tryptophan synthase activity. The record is from RefSeq and is a predicted model, not a curated record.